Messenger RNA from Lachancea dasiensis, 453 nucleotides. NCBI's taxonomy places the organism in Eukaryota, Fungi, Ascomycota, Saccharomycetes, Saccharomycetales, Saccharomycetaceae. The record is from the annotation of a GenBank genome assembly.
AUGCGACAGGCGGCAGUUAAUUGGAUGCGGGGAAACAAAUUAGGCGCGAUAACUCCGGACGAAAAGAAGACAGUCCGGCUAAACUCCGUACCACGACUGGCUGUCACGUGGGUCGGUGGUUACAACAAUGGAGACAAUAUCAACAACGACAACAAAGAGGAUGUUGAAUCUAGUGUAGAAUGUACAAUGUACCGGGCCCUUUCCGGUUGUACGCUGCUCUUCCAAACACGGUCUCACAGUGCCACUUAUAUAGCAAUCGACGCACCAGGCGACGCAACGCGGAGCGCCGAAAGUCCGGUCUGUGCGGUCGCGACGCGGAUUGCGGUGCGAAGCCAGGCUCGACAAUCUCAACGAUCGCAGUGUUGGAAGGCCGGGAUAAUUAGGCAGGGCACAAGGCCGAUGUUGCUGUCAUCGGCUCGGCGCACUGACCUGUUCCAGGCCUGUUGUGACUGA